Trypanosoma theileri is the source of this 261-nucleotide messenger RNA. RefSeq names its product calpain cysteine peptidase. NCBI's taxonomy places the organism in Eukaryota, Euglenozoa, Kinetoplastea, Trypanosomatida, Trypanosomatidae. The transcript has a single exon. The record is from RefSeq and is a predicted model, not a curated record. The annotation marks the transcript as partial.
GUGCCACUGCGUGAGCUGCCGCUGGAUGAUGAUUCGAAGUUCCUUGCGAUGGAGGAGGAGCGCAAGCAGCUGAUGGACGAGGACCCGCGCAAGAAUGCCCAGAAGAUACGCAGUUUGGAGAAAGAAAUGAACGACCGCGCCCACGAGUUGGCACGCGAGAAGAAGCUGGCUGACCGUGCGUUCCUUGACCAGAACCCUGAAGGUGUGCCACUGCGUGAGCUGCCGCUGGAUGAUGAUUCGGAGUUUGUUGCGAUGGAGCAG